Messenger RNA from Python bivittatus (Burmese python), 931 nucleotides. The record is from RefSeq and is a predicted model, not a curated record. NCBI's taxonomy places the organism in Eukaryota, Metazoa, Chordata, Lepidosauria, Squamata, Pythonidae.
GAAAAAUGGCGACGGGUAGAGUGGCUUAGGUCGUGUCUGUGGCUUUUCAUCUCACUAUUCACGUAGCUAAGUUCAUCCACGUUCCUGCUUAGUAGGCUUGAUUUUAUGUUCAUCAUGGCCGUUUCUGUUUACUUAACUUCUCAUACGUUUCUCUUGUAAUGCUGGCGUAAAAGAACGGCACUUAAAGGGCUACCAUCCGCUAUUUUGGUCCUGAUAUAGAGCAAAAAACCCUAAAGUCUGUGAGUAGUGACCCUCUUUCCUUUAGUGCUCAUUUCUCUUCCUUGUCACACGCAUGUGCCGCUUAAGCUCUUGGAAUGGGCUAGUGCUCCUUCUCUGUAACUGUGAAUAUGUGUAAAGAAGGACAACACAGGUGAGAAAAAAAGGAAGAUUCUUCAAUUACCGAACGAGUCGGGGCUGACAGAGAAUGUCUUUAUUUAAAGCCCGGGAGUGGUGGUCUACAAUAGUUGGCAAUAAAGAAGAAUUUGACCAAGGAUGCUUAUGUGUUGCAAAUGUUGACAAUAGCAGCAGUGCACAAGAUAAAAUCAUUGUGGGCAGUUAUAUGGGAUUUCUUAGAAUCUACAAUCCCCAUCCUAUAAAACCUGGAGAUGCUAUGCAAGCUGAAGAUUUGCUCUUGGAAGUGCAAUUACCUGAGCCAAUAUUGCAAGUGGAAGUAGGAAAAUUUGUUUCUGGCACAGAAUUGCUUCAUCUUGCUGUAUUGCAUUGCAAAAAAUUGUGCAUCUAUGCUGUCUCAGGAAGCUUAGGAAACAUUGAACAUGGCAACCAAUACCAGCUAAAACGUAUGUAUGAACACAAUCUUCAGCGAACAGCAUAUAACAUGACACAUGGACCAUUUGGAGGUAUAAAAGUACGAUCCUGUUUCAUGUAGAGGGUAAAGGCACCAGGCUAGAAACUGAGAGACCAUGAGUUCUAA